UGUGCUUUUUUUUUUAAGUGCGGCUCUCAGCUGCCGAGGCGGAUGAUGAUGAUGGCGGAGCUGGUUCAGGGACAGGCCUCGGUGGCUCAGCCCGGAACGAAAGAUGACUUCGCAGACACGAUACGCCGGGUCCGACAGAUGACAGCCAAGAUGGGAGGAGACCAGAUGCCCAAUAUGAACAGUUCAUCUCCAGUCUUGGACCCCUCCAUGUAUGGCUUUGGAGGCCAGAAACGUUCACUAGACAAUGGAGUGGGGAACCAUCUCAGUGCAAUGGUACAUCAAAGGGCUUUUACAACAGAAGACUUCAAAGUGCCUGAUAAGAUGGUGGGAUUCAUCAUUGGAAAAGGAGGCGAGCAGAUCUCAAGAAUUCAGCAGGAAUCAGGUUGUAAGAUCCAGAUUGCUUCAGACAGUGGAGGCAUGCUGGACAGACCCUGCACGCUGACUGGCAGUCCAGAGAACAUAGAGCAGGCAAAGAGGCUUCUGUGCGAGAUUAUCGAGCAGUGUAGGUAUGGUCCAGGCUUCCACAAUGAGAUGGACGGGAACAGUUCCAUUCAGCAGAUCCUGAUCCCUGCAAACAAAGUCGGCCUGGUGAUUGGAAAAGGAGGAGAGACCAUUAAACAACUGCAGGAGAGAACAGGAGUGCAGAUGAUAAUGAUUCAGGAUGACCCCAUGCCCACUGGAGCAGACAAGCCCCUGAGAAUCACUGGGGAUCCCCACAAAGUGCAGCAAGCCCGUGAACUUGUGGUGAAGCUCAUCCGGGACAAAGACCAAGGGGACUACAGAGCUGGCAGGGCAGAUUUUGGCUCCAAAAUGGGUGGAAGCAGUCUGGACGUGGUUGUGCCUAGAUUUGCUGUUGGCAUCAUCAUUGGCAGGAAUGGCGAGAUGAUCAAGAAGAUUCAGAAUGACGCUGGGGUCAGGAUCCAGUUCAAGCAAGAUGACGGUAUCAGCCCCGACCGUGUAGCUCAGGUGAUGGGACAGCCCGACCACUGUCAUCAUGCGGUCCACCUCAUCAAUGAACUCGUUCAGACAGCUCAGGAGCGAGAUGGAUUUGGCGGCGUAAUGGGACGUCGAGGGCGAGGUGACUGUAACAUGGGAGGGCCUGGAGGUCUGCAAGAGAUGACAUAUGCAGUACCAGCUGAUAAGUGUGGCCUGGUGAUUGGCAAAGGUGGAGAAACCAUCAAGAACAUCAAAGAGCAGUCUCGUGCCCACGUGGAGCUGCAGAGAAACCCGCCGCCCAACACCGACCCCAACGUGCGCAUCUUCUCCAUCCGAGGCACCCCUCAGCAGAUGGAAAAGGCCCGCCAGCUGAUCAAUGAGAGAAUUGGGGGCCCAGGAAUCGGGGGGAACAGCACCUUCGGUAUGAAUCCCUACAACCAAGGACCAACCACUCCCCCGCAACAUGGGCCUCAGACGUUCAUGACUGGAGGAUGGGGGACAACUUUUCAGAUAUGGCAACCCCAAGGACAACAGGAUAACGGUCACAAUGGAUCCCAGACGGGCCAGAUGGACUGGGAGCAGUAUUACAAAAAGUUAGGUCAGCAAACCCAGGCCCAGAGUACUGUUCCUGAAUACAACAAAGGAUGGGGCCAGGCGGCUAGUCCUGGAUCUCAGCAGACCUCCAAUCCUGACUACAGCACCUGGGUUGACGUCUACAGACAGCCGAUGGCCUUCUUCAGCCAGGGCGCUCAGACGCAAGCCCCGGGUCUUCAGGAUCAUUAGAGAAGGCGCCCAGGUUAAAGACUUGAAUCACUGAGGAUGAAAACAACCCUUCUUCUUCUUCUUUCUUUUUUUUUUUAAACUGGGGGUGGGGGUGGGGGGGUCUAGAUUUCCAGCGCCUUGAAGACUUUUUUUUUUUCUUAGUGAGAAACACUAGCUGUAGAGUGACUUAUAUAAUAAAGUAAUAUUUCUAAAAUCAGGAACAUUUAUUUGUUACUAAAUGCUUAUGUACACUGUUAUUUUGGAUAGACAGUAUAUGGGAUCCCUUUGUUCUUUGGACUUGAGAGAGCUGUUCUGUUAUAUUUUUUUUCUAUAUUUUCCUGUCUUUGCUCAGUUUGCGCGCCAAAAUGAACCCAAGAGUUGUAACAUUUCAAAAGGCAAUAUGAUCUAUUUUUUUCUAGCUCUGUCGAAAUGAAACCAUGAUUGUGUGCUUAGCAGUCUUGAAUACAGUGUUUUGUUGUCACAUGUCAUAAGAUGUUUAAAACGUUUGUUUAAAAUGUUUUUUCUCUCCUUUUACAUAAUUCAAUAAAAUGAAACUGUGAUGUUUUUGUUACAGGUUUGUUUUGGGUUUUUUUUGUUUUUUUAAAGGUUAAAAGGUUUAAGGUGGGUUAAUGUCAGCCAGUGGCAAUAGUUCUAAUUUAAUUCCUGUUGUGCAUUGUUAUGCUGUUUCAUUGUCAUUUUUAUUGUACUCUGGUUUAAAGAAAGGUGCAAUAUCUUAUUUCACUUUUGAAACAAAGAUGGGUUCUCUAAUAUUUUGACAGACUUUUUAACUUGUAGUUUUAAGAUGAUUUUUUUUUUUCCAAAUGCAAAUGUCAUGGAUAAUUUAUUACACUGAUCUGAUUUAGGGGGAUGUUGCAAAUAGCUUUUUUGACUUUGCUACCUUGUACAACUAUGUAUAUAUAUGCUCAUAUAUUUGACUGUUUAAUUUAAACAUCUGUUUCAUAUAUAUAGAUAUAUAAAUACUUUUUUUCCUGCGAUCAGAGUUGCAGGAAAAUUGUCCCUCUUUUUCUGUUCUGUUUUCAUACUGAAAAUGUUCAGAUUGUGAAUGUGCGAUUUGAAAUUUGAUGUUGCAUCUUGUUAUGAAGCAAAACAAGACGUGGUGGAUUUUGUUUUUAUUUUAUUUUUCUCUCCUCUCCUGGGUGUGUGUUCUGUACCUGAACUAUUCAAGACUGCUAAGCCCCUGUAAUUCGUACCUGUGUAAUAAUUAAUGUAGUAUUUUAUGUUUUAAGUAUUAUGAUCAAAACCUGUCUUAUUUGGUACCUCCCAGUUCGCCGGCGCCCCCUCUGAGCCCUUGCUGUGGACUCGGCGGGGCGUUGGACUCAGUCCAAUGCUAAUACCUUUUUAUUUUUUUUUUUUUUUUUUUUUUUAAUUUUCUUGUGUGAUCUAAUAUAAAUGAUGCGUCAUUAUAGCAAGUGAUUCUGGUUAUUAACGUCAUUUCUUAAUGAAAAGGGAUAUAAAUUCAAAAUGUCUAAUUAUGGUGUUUAUUUUGUUUGGUUCUUUUUCCUCCUCUUGUGUACAGUUAACCAUGUAUUGAAAACAUCCGGACUACCUUUAUUGUGUACUGUUGAGCUGAAUUUUUAUUUUAUUUUCUUUUUUCUGUUUGAAUAUUGUAAUCAUUUGGAUGUCUUUGGUUGUAUUCUGAUACUAAAGUGUUAAAUUUCACAUCUGAAACUUUCUGAGAGCUCUAUUGUGUUCGUGUGUGUAUAUAUAUAUACUAACAGAUGAUACAUAGAGGAUAUAUAGGCCAAAUGUAUGUUUUCAUGUUUUAUAAGCAGAAUAUCUAUUUUCUAUAGUCCAUUGCCAGUUCUCAAAUUCAAAUAAAUUUUCCGCAAGCCUC
Haplochromis burtoni (Burton's mouthbrooder) is the source of this 3553-nucleotide messenger RNA. RefSeq names its product far upstream element (FUSE) binding protein 3 (gene fubp3). Gene Ontology annotation, cellular component: cytoplasm; nucleus. The transcript is spliced from 19 exons. The record is from RefSeq and is a predicted model, not a curated record. Gene Ontology annotation, molecular function: mRNA binding. Bases 43 to 1719 code for a protein of 558 amino acids. Gene Ontology annotation, biological process: regulation of gene expression. NCBI's taxonomy places the organism in Eukaryota, Metazoa, Chordata, Actinopteri, Cichliformes, Cichlidae.